Molecule: messenger RNA, 792 nt
Organism: Diabrotica balteata
Lineage: Eukaryota; Metazoa; Arthropoda; Insecta; Coleoptera; Chrysomelidae
Source: the annotation of a GenBank genome assembly
AUGAGUGAACUUCCAAAGAAGAAAAGACUAAGGUUUCGAGAUGAAGAUGAUUUAGCUCUUCUGAGGGAAGUCGUUGGACUCAACCCAUUUGAAAAUCCUCAAUUAUGGGUGGUUAUACAGGAGCAUAUUUUCUCUGCUACAGGAAAAAAAUUCCUAAUUAAAACUUUAAAAGACCAUCUGGAUCUGCUGAUACAAAUUUGGCUGGAAAAGGCAAAGAUAUUUAAAGAUAGAUCUGGAAUAGAAGAAGAACACACAGAAAAAGACAGCCUCUGUCAAAAUAUUCAUUGCCUUAUGAUCGAGUUUAGAAGGAAAAAGUCAGAAAAGCAAAAGAAAAAUAAAGGUAUAGAAAAACGUGACUUUUGGGCCAAUCAGAGCUACAUACAUUUCAAUAAGGAGAAUAAUAGUUCUAAUUAUCUUGAGGUAGAAGAUAUGUGCAUUGAAGUGGAAAACAUUCCACAAGUAGAGGAAGAAGAGACCACUGGCAGUGUCUUACCUGACCAUAUGUAUGCAAGUAUAGAUCAAGCUAAUGAUAACAAUAUAUUAUCAAAAAAUCUUCUUACACCAACUACAAGUGGUAUUUCAAAAAAGGUGAAGAGUGAAUCAUACACUCGUGGAAAGAACAAUAUUAUUCAAAGAAACAAGAAUGGAGUAAGACGAACUAGCAUGCAAAAGCAAGGAUUGGCCUACCAACAGAAUUUUGAUGAACAUCAAAAUGAAAUAAAGAAAAAAGAAUUCCAACUGGAAGAAAGAAGACAAACUAUUGGAAGAAAACAAACUACUAUUGGAGAAUAG